AUGAUUGGAAAUCCUUCAAAAUUAUCAGUAUUUAGUCCGAAUAAUCGAGAAAUACACGUUGGUUACGUUAAGCAAUCUAUUAAAUUACAACGUAAAAAUUCUUCUUAUUCAGUUAAAACUUCUCACAAAUUAUUUCAAGGAUACGGUAUAUCUAUUAAUUGUUUUAGGCCUAUUAAUAUUAAGUUUACUGGAUGGUCAAAAAAUUGUGUUCAUUUAAAUAUUUCGAAUUCAGAUCUUGGAAAUUCAUUGAUUGAUAUUAACGGAAAGGGAUAUACAAUGAGAUAUAAUCUAACUGGAAAUAACUAUAUAGGAGAACCACAAUUAGAACAAACAAAUACACGAAAAUAUAUAAACAAACGAUAUCCAACAGAAAGCGACAAAGAAAAGGAGAACAAAUUAAUAAUUGAUAAUAAAAAUUUAGAAUUUCAUUUAGAUUUGUCCGAAUUUGUUAAUUUAGAAGAAUUGAUUUGUUCCAAAAAUCAACUUACUAGUUUGGAUAUCAGCAAGAAUAAGCAGUUAACCGAAAUUGACUGUUCCCAAAAUAAAUUAGUUAGUUUAGAUCUAAAAACUGGUAUAGAAUUCUUGCCUGAUAGUAUUAUGAAUUUUCGAUGCUUAGCUGAUAAAAGAUCGGAAGCUAAAGUGAAAAAAACAUAUGAACAACUUGAGGCUUAUACGCUGAGUCCUAUUGAUGCUUUUCAAGGUAGAUAUAACUUGAAAGCAUGGAAAAAAAAUUGGAAAUUAAUUAAACAAAAGGAAGCGCUACAACAAGUUGAAAAAGAGUUAGAACUAGACGCUAAAUUUACAGAACUUGAAGAAAAAGAAAGUAGCUUACGUACGGGAGAAGAAGAUUUAGAAAAAGAGGAACUUAUUAAUAGGCUCAAACAACAAAAUGAGAAAAAAAUUGUCGCCCUCAAUAACGAAAUAAAAAAUAAAGAGGAACUCAUUAAUAAUCUCAAACAACAAAAUGAGGAAAAAUCUAUUUCCCUCAACAAUGAAAUAAAAGGUAAAGAGAAACUAAAUGAUAAGUUAAAUGAAGAAACCAAAAAAUGGCAAGAUUCUCUUAAGGAAAUUAAUGCUCUCAAUAACCAAUUGGAAAAUAAAAAUGUUUCUAUUAAUAAACUCCAGAAACAAACUGAUGAACUAACGAGACUAUUGAAUGAAGAAACAGAAAAAUAUAAAAACAUGAUCUUGAUAAAAAAGGGAGAACUUUCGUGGAUAAUAUUUUGGAAAAAACAAAGAAAUGUUAUUCAGACCAACGAAAAUUCUGCUUCCGAAGAGCUAGAGAAAAUUAGACGGAAAUUAAUUGAUGAUUAUGAAAUAACUGAAGAAGAAAUUCGAGAUAUUCUGCAUAAGCAAGCAGAAAAAGCUAAAUUAGAUACGCAACUCAAGUCCUUGAUAAAUUAA
This is a messenger RNA of Rhizophagus irregularis DAOM 181602=DAOM 197198, 1404 nucleotides long. The record is from RefSeq and is a predicted model, not a curated record. Lineage: Eukaryota; Fungi; Glomeromycota; Glomeromycetes; Glomerales; Glomeraceae.